AUGAUUUAUGGCCAUGAAGAAUUUGGCGGUGGCUCAAAUUGCAUUGGAGCUUUUAAUAAUUACUCAUGUAUCGGCGGUGAAGCAACAUUGAUUGCCUAUGACAUUAACUUUGAUAAUAUAAUCAUUGCCGCAGGUGCAGGUGGCGGCGCUGGAUACCAUCGCACUUCAGGUGAGGCACCGGACGGUUUUGGCGGCCCAUUCGCCGAGGAUGGCUAUGGAAGCGCCUCUUGGUUCACUCCAGAACAAGCAAAGAAAACACGUGGAAAAGGAGCUACUUCAGAAGCCUCAGGAUAUGGUGGAGAAUAUCUCAACUCCGCUAGUCCUCGUUAUUGUAAAGCAAAAAGAGGACAAAAAAUAAGAGGGGGAGACUCCUGUUGUAAGGCAGACGCCUCAUCAGGGGGUGGCGGUGCUGGAUAUUUCGGCGGUGGUGAUGGUGCUGACAUUGCGAGCGGUGGCGGGGGAAGUAGUUAUGCUCAUCCAAGUUUGAUGAAUGUUAAUUUACUUGGAGGGGAUAAAUUUUUCCCUGAUCCUAUAAAUCAACAAAUUGCAAUCAAAGGUAAAAAAGGAAAUGGAUUUAUAAAAGUUACUGAAUCAAAUCCAUACACGUUUGUUAAACUAUCUCAAAGUUGUAAUCCAGCUCUGAUCAAAUGCUCAUGUAUCAAUUUCAAUCAAAUGAGAUACCUUAUCGGACUUGGAUUUUUUAUCUUGUCAGAUUAA
Molecule: messenger RNA, 717 nt
Organism: Trichomonas vaginalis G3
Lineage: Eukaryota; Parabasalia; Trichomonadida; Trichomonadidae
Product: glycine-rich protein family
Exons: 1
Coding region: 1-717 (238 amino acids)
Source: RefSeq, a predicted model, not a curated record